AAGUUGAUUGAAUAAAAUUAAGAACAUGGAAUAUAGUAUGGAUGCAGUUCCUUGAGCACCGUUUCUUCCACAGUGUAUGUUUUGCAGAUUGUUGGCCUGAAUGAUUGAUGGAUAAACAGCGUACACAGGACUAAUAUCAAGAAAACAUUGUGUCUGUUGUGGCUGUGUUUGACAAAACUGAUGCAGAAUCACAUCUUCUGAAAUGCAGUUGAAAAAAAUGAGGGAAAUUUUACCAAGAUUGUACCCUGGCCAAGUUAACGAUAAAAAUAAUUCCUUAACUACAUCCCCAAAGCAGUCUUCUGAGGAUAAAACAAAUCCAUCAAAAGGGGACGAUGACCAAAACUACUGUUACCAAGGAACUGAGGCUGAGUACAAUAAGUUGUCACUGAUAAGCUGUAUAAAAUGCAGAAGCGUUCAGAAAAUUUCAGUGCAAGAUAUAGAGAAGCGUAAGAAGCUUGGGUGGACUGAAGACAAAAAUUUCAUCUGCAAGAAGUGCAGUCAUAGUACACCAUCAGCUUUCCAUUUUGUUCCUGAGGGUGCCAAUGCUGUCAACUUUGAAAAACAUGAAAAAAAAUCUCCAAGUAAACCCCAGAAAACAUUUAAGGUUAAAAACUUUCUGCCAGGUAAAUACUACUGUGAUAAAUGUAGGUUUUCAACAAAGGAUCUUUUGCAGUAUAAAAAGCAUAUAGGUCAACAUGAAGAAAUUAAAUUUUUUUGUUCCCACUGUAGUUACAUAUCCUACACCAAAGGAGAAUUCCAGAGACAUUUGGUGAAACACACUGGAACUUUUCCCUAUCAGUGUGAAUACUGUGAAUAUGGUGCUGUUAGACAUGACUAUAUAGUAAAACAUACGAGAAGAGUACAUGAAACACCCACAAAACGGCUGUCAAAUACUAUCAUAAACCACAAGCAAAAGAAGCCAAGUCAAAGCUCUUUAUCUGAAAAGCGGAAAUACGAUAAAAUUCCUUUUCAGAAUGAACUUUCAAAUGCGUCUUCAAAUAUGGUUUGUGAGAUUCCAGAUGAAGUAACCAAAACAGUCUGUUCAUCUCAUGAUGUAGAAUGUGGUGUAAACACAGCAUUGGUCCAGGAUAAAUCAGUAUUGGAGCCAUCUGAAAUAAGCGUAUGUGAGAAUCAAAGUGUUGAAGUUGAGGUUUAUUCUCCAAAAACAGAGCCUUUACAACCUGGAAUGCCUUUAACAGUAAUUGCACCGUCUGAACUUGUAGUUCCUUCUAACUGUUUAGCUCAGAUAGUAGAGAUUAAAAUAGUGAAUGGAGCACAACAGCUGGUUCUUAAACUAAUUCCUAUGAAAGAAGCAACUUAUAAACCUGUAAAUGGUACAGAAGAGGAACUUGAGAAUCAAGGUAUAGAACGAUCUGCAGAAGAGAAAAAACAGUCUUCUGUAUCUCAAAAUGAGUUACUAACCAUGGAAGUGAAUGUAGACAAAUUAUCCAGUGUUAGUAACCAGCUUAAUUUGGAUGAUACAUGUGACAAGAAUUCUGAAUAUCUUUGUUUUUCUGAUUCUCAACUCUCAGACUGUAACUCUGUAUCUAUACAGAGGGAAGAUGCAUCAAAAUUAUGCCUUCAUUUGGUGAAAGGUAUUGAUGUCCAUUCAGGUGUUAUAGAACUUUGUUCUCCAUCUCUGGUGAUGAAUAGUACUGAAAAAAAAAGUGAUCUUAAAUCCACAAGGUGGGAAGUAGAUGGAAAAAAUAGCUUACAUUAUGACUUGUAUUGUUAUGAAGAAGCUGUGGAUAAAUAUGCUUGUAUUUCUGAAGACAGAAGUUCUAAGAACAUCUCAGUAGAGGCUGCUCCGGAGGGCAGAAAUUCCUCUUGUUCUGCAGUCCUUAAACAAAAGGAUACAUCGCCUCUAAAGAGGGGUGACAAAGAGUGUAGGAGUCUGCCAGUCAGCUUUGCAGAAACACAUUUAGCUGGUAAGGGUUUUGAUAAAAAAGCUGUUACGUCUUCUCAAGCAGGAAAAAGUUUUCAUGUCACUAAAGCUCCACUUUGUGAGGACAUGACUUUUGGCUUUAGCAAAGUAAAGAGAGCUGAAGCCGUAAAUCAAAAGGACAGUCGUCAUCUGGAAUCAUUAGAACUACAGAAGAUGGAAAAUAAAAGCAACCCUUUUGAAGGACCUGUUAUUUCAUCUGUAUUUUCUCUCAGCUCUGGGGCUGAAAAUGUUCCAGAGGGUGUCAGAUGGGAUGACACAACAUGCAAUAAGUCAGCAACACUGCUAUGUAGAAAGAUUGCUCAGCUCAUGUCCGCUGCUGAAUCUAACAUAAAAUCCAUGCCUUUGAGAUGUCAAGCUUCUAAUAAAAAGGUGCUUUUCCCUCAAGAAAAUUCAGCAAGCUGUGAGAGAGUUGUUCCUGCCACUGAGGUGGAACAGUCUGUGUCUUUGCCUCAAGUGCAUGGUGGAAGCAGUGUGAUUAGUAACGAAGAACACAGUAAAGAUCAGUUGCUUACAUUUGCAAGAACAUCUAAAAGCAGGGUAACUAAAAAUUCCCAUAUUGCUACUCCAGUGUUUAUCCCCAAAGGGACAAUGCUGAGAGUGCUGAAUGUUACUAGCAGUCAAAACUCAAAUGGAAUAGAAAACAGGAGUGAAACAUCAGCUCCUUCUCUGUAUUGCAAUGAAAUGUUUCUGCCUCGCCCGGUUCCUGUCAGUGUUUCAGAGACACUCGGCAGUAAUUUGCCGUGUUUGCCUAAUCAGAGUGAACCAAAUGUGCAGUCCCGAAGUAUAUCCCUCAGGCAAAGACCAAAGCGAGAGGCAACUGUUAAAAACAAUAGCAAACAAACUGGUGUGCCAUUUCAGAAAAGCAGUGAUGUCAAUAAGCAAAGCAAACCCUAUUCAAGAAGUCAACUAGGUCCCAAAAAUAAGGUGAAACAAGCAAGUUUGAGGGAACUUCGUAAGAGAAAAACAAGAACUCAGUCAGAGACGAGUUCAAGUUCUGACAUGUCGUAUCUGUUGACAGCAAGACGUCUUCGUCUUGUCCCUCUGAAGAUGAAUCAGUUGAUAAAAUGCCCUCGUCGUAACCAGCCAGUUGUGGUACUAAACCAUCCUGACGUUGACUCACCAGAGAUAAUUAAUGUCAUGAAGACUAUCAACAAGUAUAAAGGUCAAGUCCUGAAGGUAGUUCUAUCAGAAAGGACAAGUAGUUGUCUUGGUGUCAAACGUUAUCGAAAGCGUCUUACUCUUCAGAAUGCUGAGACAGGAAACCAAGCAAAAAAGCAGAGUAUGCUAAAAAUGAAGCUAAAAAAGACCCAUAAGAACAACUACCAGGUGGUGGAAGCUUCACCAGCUGAAACACUUCAGUGUAUGUUUAAGUGUUGGUUUUGUGGAAGAGUGUAUAUGGACCAAGAAGAAUGGAUAAGUCAUGGACAGAGGCACUUGAUAGAGGCGACCAAGGGUUGGGAUGUUCUUUCUUUUCCAGCAAAAAAGCGUUAA
This is a messenger RNA of Opisthocomus hoazin, 3436 nucleotides long. The record is from RefSeq and is a predicted model, not a curated record. NCBI's taxonomy places the organism in Eukaryota, Metazoa, Chordata, Aves, Opisthocomiformes, Opisthocomidae.